AUGAUUACUGAAUCGCUUGAUAAGUCGCAUGAAAUAUAUGAAGAUGUAUUAUCUCUGGUUUCUCAAGGACUUCAAUCUAAAGUUGAUAUUACAAAGGUUCUUGAAUGCUUGGCUGUGGUUACGUUCUUUGGUGCUAACAAUUCGUACGAGACGGAACAAGCAAUGCAAUUGUUAUGGGAGUUCAUUCUCCCUCCUGCAUGUGCUUCGAGUAAGAAAAAAGAACAUUCACCGACUCUUCUAUCUGCUGCUAUAUCUGCAUGGUCUUUUCUCCUCACUUCUAUUGACGGAUGGAGACUGAGUUACAAGAUUUGGAAAGGGGCAAUUUCAUGCCUCUCUAACUUACUAGAUAACGAGGACGAAACAGUUUGCGCAGCGGCUCAUGAGGCUCUGACUUUAAUUUUCGAGACCAACUGUCUCGAAAAAUUCUCGACUGGAUCUGAUGACUCGGGAAAGUUGUCUGCAGUCGUAAUUUCCAUUCAAAACUGUCAAAAUUAUUGUGAUGAGAUCAUAGGUGGCUGGAAUCCCAAGUUGUCCACAUGGUCUCAGAUAAUACAGAUGAAGUUUAUAAAACAAUUUCUAGGCGAAGAUGGAUUCGUUAAACAUAUGACGAAAAAUCGAAACUUUCAUGAUAUCUUCGAGUUUAGUCCGGAAACGAAGAGCACUUGCACCAAUAUGCUACAUGUCUUCGAAAGAGAAGAGGUACAAGUUCGUUUUUAUUGUGAUUCGAAUCCCAUACAAGAGGAUUGCUCUCUUUUACCAUUCAUAAGUAAAAAGAACAAGAAAGUACAGAAGAGAUUCGAUAUGUCUAGCAAUUCACCUUUGACCAAGGCAAAGACAGUCUUAUUGAAGAAGAAACGAGCUAUUCGAGAGGCACAAAAAGAUUUCUUCAUCGCCAUGGAUUAA
This is a messenger RNA of Hibiscus syriacus, 903 nucleotides long. RefSeq lists its product as uncharacterized. Lineage: Eukaryota; Viridiplantae; Streptophyta; Magnoliopsida; Malvales; Malvaceae. Bases 1 to 903 code for a protein of 300 amino acids. The transcript has 8 exons. The record is from RefSeq and is a predicted model, not a curated record.